Molecule: messenger RNA, 510 nt
Organism: Geodia barretti
Lineage: Eukaryota; Metazoa; Porifera; Demospongiae; Tetractinellida; Geodiidae
Source: the annotation of a GenBank genome assembly
AUGGCAAGAGUAUCUCUCGACCUGGACGACAAGGGUGACCUGCAGGUAUUGGGCGCUGCCGGUUGGCGGCGCGGCAUGGGUAUGGUACCCGGCGAACCGAAUCAGGGUCUGGUGGCGGAAAUGCGCGGGGUUCCUGCCCGCCUGCCCGAGUACGACGAUUCCGGCUGGGAGCAGCCUGAUUCCAUUCAGGAAAGGCUGUCCGUAGGAUUCACCUUUGCCUGGUACCGCCUGUCCUUUACCAUGCCGGAAAGUGUCAAGGGACAAGCAUCGGCCGGCAACCGGGUGUUCUUCGAAUGCAACGUAGACAACUACGGAGAAGUCUAUGUCGAUGGCGCCAUAGACCGGAACAUUGGCGUUAUAACCGGCAACAACACUUCCAAGCGCGUGGCAGUUUCGGAUUCAGCGGAACCGGGCAAGGAGCACGUGAUUGCCGUGCUGGUUGGCAAUGCUCCAUUGGGCGACCCUGUGGGCUCCAUCUUCUUCCGCCACGCCACCCUGGCUUUUGAGUAA